Molecule: messenger RNA, 1055 nt
Organism: Glycine soja
Lineage: Eukaryota; Viridiplantae; Streptophyta; Magnoliopsida; Fabales; Fabaceae
Exons: 4
Coding region: 209-688 (159 amino acids)
Biological process (GO): protein import into mitochondrial matrix; protein folding; protein stabilization
Cellular component (GO): mitochondrion
Molecular function (GO): zinc ion binding; protein-folding chaperone binding
Source: RefSeq, a predicted model, not a curated record
UGUGAACAGAAAUUAUGCAUUUUAAUUAUAGCAUAAGAAGAAGAAAAAACUAGUAUUAAUAUUAAUAAUUAAAUCGUAUUUAGACCAUAAAAUGAUCAAUUUUAUACAGAUUCUACUGCAUCAACUAUUUUUCACAAACUCCCCUCGCUAUCUCUGCGUGCGUAAAUACAUAAGGUGAGUUGUCUUUGUCUCACACAAACCACCAUCAAUGGCGGCAAGCGCACUGUAUAAUGCCCAUAUGUUCCUUCUUCCUCCCCUCUCGCACAAAACCCGUAAACCUUUUCACUCCCUCUGCUUCAACCCUCCUCCUUCCAUUAGCAUCCCCAGGUCUAAGUUUUAUGGUGCUACAGUAGCAGCAACAAAGCUUCCCCGUCGGAUAUUUAGAGGGCAUGGGUUGGUGGCUGAUGAUUCUGGGAUUGCCCCAGAACCAGAAUCGCCCUAUUCUGAAGCGGGUGCUGGUAUUGACUUAAAUCUUCCAAGAAGAAGUUUGCUUGUACAGUUUACAUGUAACUUGUGUGGUGAAAGAACAAAGAGGCUUGUAAAUCGGUUGGCUUAUGAAAGGGGUGCUGUUUUUGUACAGUGUGCAGGAUGUCUACGGCAUCACAAACUAGUUGACAAUCUUGGACUUAUCACAGAAUAUGAUUUUCGGGAGAAAAUAAACAAAGACUCAGAAACCGAUCAAGUUUGAUGUAAUAACUUAUAAGACUAGAAUUUGUGACAUUUCUGAUUAUUUCCAUCAUUCAAAAUUUCGGAUUUAUUAGUCUUUCCGAGCAAAGAUCACAACAACAAAAAUGGAAAGAAUCAUAGGUAUAGAUUCUCAUCAUUCAGAUCUAUACAUCUGAAAAGAGUUUAUAUUUUGCAAACCAAAUAACUUAUUAAAGUGUAUCCAUGGUCACCCAUGACACUGCUAGCAGCUAUAGCCAGUGACAGCUACCAAAACAGUUAUAGCAAGUCCGGCUGUUGCCCAUAUAUUUCUCCUUUGCUGGUGCUUUGAUGGUGCAGCAUUCUGUGAGGAGAAAAAAGAUGUGAUUAAAACAACGUAAUAUUGAUUGGCA